Zootoca vivipara (common lizard) is the source of this 11292-nucleotide messenger RNA. RefSeq names its product kinase non-catalytic C-lobe domain containing 1 (gene KNDC1). Gene Ontology annotation, cellular component: dendrite; guanyl-nucleotide exchange factor complex; neuronal cell body. Gene Ontology annotation, biological process: regulation of dendrite morphogenesis; small GTPase-mediated signal transduction. Gene Ontology annotation, molecular function: guanyl-nucleotide exchange factor activity. NCBI's taxonomy places the organism in Eukaryota, Metazoa, Chordata, Lepidosauria, Squamata, Lacertidae. The record is from RefSeq and is a predicted model, not a curated record.
GAGAGAGGCGGGGCGUCGCCUGGUGGGCGAAGGCGAGGCGCGAAGCAGCGUCUGUUGCCCUGGGCGCUCGUCCGACGGGGCGGGGAGGCGGCGGCGGCUCCCAGCUGCAAACUCGGCGUGGCUGAGAAGGUGUAGGGAAGUGCGCAACACAGACACACACAGGUGUCGGGAAGGACGCGACACAGACACACACAGAAAGACCAGAAGAAAGAUCGAACAGGGCAGCCCUUCUCCAUGGAAGCCGAGCGGCCCGGACUUGACUUCGGGGCGCGCUGCGUCAGGAGCGGCGAAGCUCUGGUCCUUUAGACUGGCCUCUCCUCGGGCGGACAGGCGUCUGCGCGCAAGCAGCCGCCAUGGGUGACUUUGCCGAGGAGGAGCAGCAAGCGGAGGACGAGGCGUGCUGCGACUUCGAGCCUUUGCCUGCGCUCUCGGAGGACGAGGAGAACGUGUCUCUUGCUGAUGUAUUGUCACUGCGGGAUAGCUGUCUCACUGAGGAAGAUAUCUGGGCUGUUUGCUUGGAGUGUAGCCAGUCUCUGAAGAGCAUUGCCCAUUCUGCAAUCUUCCAGACACUUUGCAUUACUCCUGACACUUUGGCUUUUAACACCAAUGGCAAUGUAUGCUUCAUGGAGCAGAUCAGUGAUGACCCAGAAGGUACCUUUGUGCCACCAGAGAUAGAUGUAACUGGUAACACAUUUGAGGCACAUAUCUUUUCCUUGGGAGCUACACUAAAAGCAGCCCUCGAAUAUAUAACGGAGCCUGGAACCGAUUCAGAAUUCAGUCAAGAUCUGCAUACUUUGCUUGAACAAAUGCAGGAAGAAAGUCCUAAAGAGAGACCAGAUAUCGAGACUGUCAUAUCAUUGAGUAAAGAGAACCUGAAGCUUUCUUCCUCGAGUGAUAUUUGCCAAUGCCUCUCUGCAAUUGGAAGAAGAGUGUUUUCAAUUGAAUCAUGUGGCACCUUUCACGACAGUUGCGAUAACGUGUGGAAUGGAAAAGUCUAUGAGAGGAUUUCACCUUAUGAACAGUGCACAGAUUACAAUUUAAGAGAGCAUUCAUCUCCAGAGGUGGAAGACUUGACAGUUGCUAGUGGUGGAAAUUCUUCUCACACGUAUACCAUGAAUGACAGAAAUGAUGAUAUAAAAGAAAUUAAAACCAACUCAGUGCAUGAAAAUCUUUGCUGUCAAUACGUUUCAACUCAGGUCACAAACUGUAAAGAGAACAGCAAUAACAACAACAGCAAGUGUGUGGAUCUUGUCUUAGACACAAAGCCAUGUACAAGUGAGUUGGAGGAAGAUGCAGUAAAAAGAAACUGCUCAAGGAAUGGAAAAGCAUUCCCAAAGCUACCGUCUGAAUCUGAGACAGACCCAAGAACUUUCUUCCCUUUUGUAAGUCACAGCGGACCACUAUCAAGGAAACAAUAUCCAUUACAGCCCAAGUCAUUAUCUCAAGUCAAUAAUAAUGAGAAUGCUGCUUUAGAGAGAAACUUAAGUCAUUGUGAUGGAAAUAAUGAACUUGGAUUAAAAGCAGCAGAUUUCCAGGAACCAAAUAAUAAUUUAGAUGAAUUUUACAAGAGCCCAGAAGUAUCUUAUCAAAUCCACAAGCCGACCUGCAAUGAUGAUAAAGCAUAUAUUCUUCCAUACACUCAUAUGGGUUCUGAAACUCCAAACAGCUAUGAACCAGACAAAUCAAAUUCUGACUGCAAGAUACUAAAAAACCAUAAAUCAUGGGAAUACUGUGGAGAAACUUCCGCAAGGUCAAAUGAAAGCAGUCUGUUGCAUAUUAACAGGAUAACUACAGGGCUUAGAACAUUUAAUGAAAACGGACGUAGCUCAACCCUGCUAAAUUCUCCAGAACAAAAUCACAGUGAGAUGAAAGACUAUUAUGUUGAAGAGAAGCAAUAUGAAGGCAGGGAGUCAGAAAUGAGAAACAGCAAGCAGUCUGUCUUUCUGAAACGUCUCUUAACACAGUAUGCCAAACCACUGAAAGACUAUGAGCUCUGGGCUUUAUGCCAUGAAUGCUUGCUUACUAUGGAAACUUAUACAAUUUAUCCAGCAUACUUGUGUUUAGACUCUGUCCUGAUUAACAGUGAUGGAAGUGUUCAGUUUGUUCCACCUGAAAGUGAAGGCUCAUAUGAUAUGUUUUAUUUGGCUCCUGAGACAGAGGAAGAGGAUUAUGUUACUGAAAAGGUCUGUAUUUACUGCAUUGCUGCAAUUUUGUGGAGAGCUGCAAAACAUAAUUUCCCACCUGAUCACAAAAUAGUGUUGCCAAGGAAACUGAAGAAUUUUCUUCUGGAUAUGGCUAGACGAAAGUCAGAAGACAGGCCUUCUCUGGCAGAUGCAAUUAAGACAUGUGGUAGCUAUCUUCUUGAACAAAGAAUAAGCAGCAAGGAGGUUCUGGCAUGUUUAACCAGAUCUGCCUUUCAGGCUUUCAAAGAAGCGGAUUCUUUUAAUGAUAGCAUGCCUUUUGAUUUACAAAGUGAGAGAAGUUCAGUGGAUGAAAACUUAGGAUUUUUACCUAUGAGCAAUGAAAGCAAACUGAUAGCAGUGAAAGGACCAGUCCCCUGCCAGCCUUCUUUGAACAGAGAAAGUACCAUAUUGCCAAGUGCUUUCACUUCUACAGCAACCCAUUUCAAGCCUAUUAUUCUACAUCAAAACAUUGAUAUUAAAAAAGGUACUGCUGCAUCCUCAGUGAUACAACGUGGAAUGACUAUGGAAAGUGGUGUGUCUGUGGAUUUUAAAAAUUCAGUACGUUUAAAUAUUGAUUCUGAAAGCAAGAUGGAUGAGGACUCUGAUUUGCCAGCAGUCUGUGUUACUACAUCUGGUAUUCUGGAACAGGAUAAACAAGGAUUGGAAGCAUCACUUCCGACUGGUGCAGAGGAGCCAAAAGCAAGCAGUGCUAGCUCAGGCAUGGCAGAAUUACCCUUAUUCUCUGAAACCUCAUGCCCUUCUCAAGGGAAGUGUCCUUCCUCAAGCGACCCUAACUGCACUGUGUCUUCUAGUAUGGCUUUUAUAAACAAUUUCCUUUUGAAACAGGACCCAGUCACGAGGGUGUUAACUCUCGUACCAGUCCAGAUUGCUAUAUCAGAGCAAAUACCGAAUAAGCCUCUUCAUUCAAAAACAGCUUACAGUUGUGGUCCCAGUUUACACGUCCUCCUUUCGGAUUCUGUAGCAAACUAUGAUGUUGACAAAGUGUUUCAAAGCUCUUCACCCACGAACCAUCUGAGGAAUUGUGAGACUAGUAACGCACGGCAUGAAUGUCUGGACAUGAAUCUGAAGAUUAAUAGUUUACCCCCAACUAUGAUUAAUAAAGAGCCUCAAACCAGGUAUCCUGAAAAGAAUCUGUCCCAAACAUUUUGUGAGGAAUGCAAUACAGAUGUAGGGAAUAAUGACCCUUUAUCAAAUCACUCGCCGUAUGCCUCUGGGGACCCAAGUCCUUCUUGUUCACUGAACCUGGAAACCUCUCUCCAGAAUGGGAUAAAUGAAAAUUUCUUGGAGAAAGUGGUGCAUCUUAUCCAAGAAGAGUUUGCAUCCGGUAGUCAUCUGAUGAAUACAGUCGAAGCUCUGGCCAUAGGUAAAUAUAUUUACAGCUUAAAGGAACUCAAAUAUAAAACUUUCUGUAAUGCAAUAUCUGAAAAAUUUUGCGACCUUUUCUGGGAAGAAAAACUACUAGCAAAACUUUAUGAUGUAGCAAAUGGUAAAACUGUUAUAUUUGCAAGCAUGAAUGAAACAAAAUACUGUGGCAACACAUUUCAGAGCCAAAAUCAACCUAAGAAUCUUGGGGAUGCCAGUGAAGAAGCAAAUGUUUCUAUCGCCGGCAUAAUUGCAGAUGACCUCCCACAAGGUAAUUCUGAAAAGGAAACCGAAUCACAGGAAACUGCAGAUGGAAUACAAAAGAAUGGUGGAGAAAUAUUGCAAGCCAAUGACUGUUACCUCCGUGCAGACUUGCCAGCAGAGAACCAAGAACAAGAGCAGGUUCUAUUAAAGUUGGAGGAAAACGUUUGCACCAAAGCUCCCUGCUUAUCCGAACUGUGUGGAUUUUGUCCUGGUUGGAGCACUGCAUUCUAUGGUUCAGAAUGUUUUAGUUUGGAAGUACAUCAAUACAUAAGAAAACUUGGAAAGCGAAAAAUUAAUGACACACAAGACAUAGAUGCGAAAAAAGCGGAACUUGAACAGCUGAUAACGAUGGAGACAAAGAAUUAUAGGAAGAGUAUAAAAUUCUACCAGAGGUUGUUGCAUAAGGAGAAAAGAAGCAAAGGUGGCGAAGUGAAAACAGUGUUGCCCAAACUGAAGGGACAGCUAGAAGAAAUGAAAUCAAAGGUGCAGUUUCUUGACCUAGUGAAGAAGUAUCUGCAGAUUAUGUCUAUAGAGAAAUGGGGAGUUGAGGCAUGCAACCUUCUUACAGUUGUUAACAUGGCAAGCAGUGAAGCUCUGGGCAUCAUUAGCUCCUUGGACUGCAUGCUCCUCUUCUAUAAUAUAAAUAAAACCCAAUAUAGAGCCCCGUGUAAUGACAAUCAAAGUCAGCCAAGAAAUCUACAAGCUGGAAUGCCACAUGGGCUGAUGGCAUAUCUCUAUUCCAGAAAUGCAUUUUUAGAAGGCUAUGUACAGCAAUUCCUCUUCACCUUUCGAUACUUCUGCUCCCAAGAAGAAUUUUUUCAAUUUCUUCUUGAUAGAAUCAGAAUCACAUUACCCAGUUCAAGCCUGGACUCAUGUUCGUUGCUUAGCAAAAUAUGUCACCGUAGCUUCGCCAUUCUGCAAACCUGGAUUAAAGACUGCUAUGCUGUAGACUUUGCAGUAAAUCCUGAUUUUAUGAGUACACUAGAAGGCGUUAUCAUUUCCAAGGUAGGUCCACUCAAUGGCUAUGGCGAAUGGUUGCUGUCACUACUGGGAAGCAUUACUAGCAGGAAGCAAAGCAAUGUUUCUGAAUACUUCCAGGCAGAAAAAUUGGAAGAAGAAGAAGAGGAGGAAACCAGUGAAAUAAAACCUUUACACUUUCACUGCAAAAAGAGCUCAAAAGAUCUUUUGCAAAAGAGCUUUAAUUGGAAUAUCUCAAAGGAAAGUGAAACUGUUGCACCUUAUCAGAGAGGCAAGCAUAGCAUUACAUCAGCUUUAGCAAAUCCAUGCUAUUCAAAUGAAGCAGAAGAAUUCUCAGGCUUUUACUCUAAAACAGACGGAAUGCCAUAUGUCUUAACAGAAUAUACCGCACAACAACUUUGCCAUCAGCUGACACUGCUGGAACAGGAAAUGUUCCAUAAAUGUCACCCAGUGCACUUUCUAAAUUCAAGAUUCCUUGGAGUCAAUGAUAAGAGUGUGUCUUUCCAAAAAGCUGCUUCCUCUGAGCAAUUGCCUGUGCAAGCCUAUAACCUUUUUGCGGAAAACUGUGUCCAAGAUGCUUACCUUUUGCAGCUUUUAAAAUAUGCAGACAAUGUCAGUAAUUGGGUUGCUGCUGAAAUUGUAACAAGCUACAGCUCUAAGAUGCAGGUUAACUUGCUAUCAAAAUUACUCUUCAUUGCAAAAUGUUGCUAUGAGCAAAGAAAUUUUGCUACCGCGAUGCAAAUCCUAAAAGGACUGGAAAAUCUCAUUGUGAGACAGUUACCAGUUUGGAAAUGCUUGUCUUCUAAAGUGUCUGAAAUAAUGGAAGAACUAAAGGCUGUUGAGGUGUUUUUAAAAAGUGACAGCUUGUGUUUAAUGGAAGGAGAGAGAUUUAAGACUUCACCAACAAUUCCAUCAGCCCAUGUUCUGGCAAUGCAUGUUCAACAGCUUGAAACUGGAGGAUUUACAAUGAGAAAUGGGACAUAUAAAUGGACUAAACUCAGAAACAUUGCGAAAGUUGUGAGCCAGAUUCAUGCACUGCAAGAAAACCACUACAUGUUCUCUCCAGAUCACCGGCUUCAAUCUUUCUUAAGACACAGAAUAGCAUCUUUUAGUGAUGCAGACAUCUCUGCCUUAGCAGCAGACAACUAUGCCAACUUUUACCAGAUACCAGCUGAAAAGCAGUCUCGGAAAAUCCAGGACACACUGCAUAGGAUGAAGACAAUGUUUCAAUAACUGCUUAUAUUUCAUCCUCAAAUAUUUAAAGGUUUAAAUAAUUUACUUUUUGUAAUAAUUGGUCCAUAAAUGUAUCAUCUCAGCAGUGACUGAGCUCUAUUUAUGAAUGUUUCUGUUUGAAAAAUCCGAACACUAAGCAAAAGGGGCAAGAUUCCUACUGUGUUGCUCACUUGUCAAAUAGCAAGUCGCUCUCAUAUGAAUUUGUCAAAGCUGCAUGUCAUGAGAGCAAAUUAAAAAUUAAGUCCUUAUUGUUUUGUUUUAAUUUUGUCCAAACAGUGGAGCUUAUUGGAGAAUAUGAGUGCUAUAUUUAUAUAAAGUUUGAGUAUUUAUUAUCUUGUCAGGCGGUAUAUUAAUUUUUGGCCGAGAUUUGCUUUUCCUUUAGGAAAAACAAACUGAUCUCUCACAGUAUGAGUUAUUUCUAUCGUAGAAUAAGAAGUGCUAAAUGUGGGGAAGGAAGGCUAGUAUACUAUCUCUACAUUUCAGUAAGGUCUGUAAUUGCUUAAACUACUGGUAUUCCAUUUCCAAACAACAAUGAACUCAUUACCCACUACUGUUCUUUGAACUAGCCCCAUUCUACUUUCAGAGCCUACUGGAGAGGUAAUUUUAUUCAAGAUUUCACUUGAAAUGAAUGCUGUGCCAAAAAGGCAUUUUGAUGCUUUCUGCUAAAAGCUUUUUCAAACCAUUACAAGAGCCUCCCCCCCCCUUUGGUGACCUUACAAAAGGGGGUGAAAGUAUGUUUUUGCAGGACUACCCUUGCUUUGAAUGGAUUUUGGGGGGAGAGUGACACAACCCUGUUAACAAGCCAACCAGACAAACGAACACCCUUUUAUUUUUGCCACACUGCACUGCAAUAACAUAAAUUCCGCAACAUGGCAAAAUAUGGGUUGUUAGCCUGGUUACCUCAUCAACAGGGAUGCUUCCUAUUCAACAGGCAUGAAGGCAAUGGAUUGACUUUGCUUACCCUUGUUGACGUCUUCACUUGGAGCACAAUCGAGCGAGGCAGGCCAGAAUUUCAGAACCUCAAGGAAGCUCCAACUCAGUGUCCAGACUGGACAGCAUUCUGCUCACACAAGGCCUGAUUCACCCUGGUAGAAGCAACAAACAUUGGUAACAUUAAAACCACAGACCAGACCCCAGUAGAAGCUACUCUCAUAAUAGGAGAGGAAACGCAAACUACCCCAUCAUGGUUCUUCAGCCCCAUCCUAACCACAAACCAACUAGCUAGAGAGUCUCUUGAAAACUCUCCAAAACUACCGGUACUUUAAGGACAACAAUGUGGGUGACAUCGCAACACACACACACACACAAUGAAAGCAGUCAUCAGAGGAGCCAGCAUAAAAGGAGAGGGCAUCCCUUAAAAGACAAACCUCAAAAAUUAGUAAACUAGAACAGGACAUUACAACCCUCUCACCACACUACAAACAAACAGGAGCCUUAAACUCAUAGAACAAAAAAGAAGAGAAAUUGACUCUCUAGAAAUCAAUAAAACAAUGAUUAACAUCCUAUACUCUAAAUGACGCUUUUACGAAUAUGGAGGGAAGAACUCCAGACUAUUAGCAAACAGAUGCAGGAAAAAAAUCACUCAAAACAAGAAUACACUGUAUCACUAAAAAAAGACGGUAACAUAACAUCGUCCACCAAAGAAAUAACUUCAGAAUUUGCUGGAUUUUAUGCCAACCUAUACACCUCCUGCAACCCACCUGAACAGGAAAUUGGAAGAUUCCUAACAGGGCUGACCAUGCCAACCUUAACUGCAAAAUGCAGAAUUAGCAAUAUGGACUCCAAUACCACAGCAAUCCAGAGAGACACAAAACAAGGAUGCCCACUAUCUCCCUUCCUAUUCAUCUUGGCCCUGGAACCCCUAGCUAUCCGACUCUGAGCAGCUCCAGAUACCAAGGGUGUGGAAAUAAAAGGAAAAACCUACAAAUGAGGGCUGUUUGCAGACAACCUGAUGGUCACAACACCAGACCCCAUAAACACAGCAACUACCCUAACUAAAGAACUCAACACAUCCGCAAAGGUGUUGGGCUUACAAGUAAACUACAAAUAAACUUUGCAAAAUCUGAGGCUAUAUGCUUCAACACCCCCCCACCCCACCCCACAUACCCUGCGUAUAAGACUACCUUUUAACCCAGGAAAAUCUUCUCAAAAGUCGGGAGUUGUCUUAUACAUCGGGUCGUAUACGCCCAGUAGUCUUAUACGCCGGAAUAUACGGGUAAUUCACCAACAGCACAAAUAUAAAACUGCCACACCAAAUUCAGGUACCUAGGGGUUCAAAUAACCAGAAACCUCAACUGUACCUCCACAAUUACAAGCCCUUGUGACAACAAAUCAACAGAGACUUGAGGAAAUGGAACAACAUCAACUUCACCCUCUCAGACAAAAUAGCCAUGAUCAAAAUAAUUACCCUCCCAAAACUAACCUAUUUAUUCCAAACCCUUCCCAAUCUGGAUUCCCCCAACCCAACUCCAGAAGUGGCAGGGGGAAAAAAACCACUCAUUUAUUUUCUCACACUAAAGGCCAAGAACAAGCAUAGGCAAACUCGGCCCUCCAGCUGUUUUCGGACCACAACUCCCAUCAUCCCUAGCUAACAGGACCAGUGGUCAGGGAUGAUGGGAAUUGUAGUCCCAAAACAUCUGGAUUGCUGAGUUUUCCUAUGCCUGGCCAAGAAUAAGCCCCAAAUACCUGCACCUCCUCUCUUCAGAAGGAGGAUGGGGAAUCCCUGACUUAGAAUCAUAUUACAUCGCCAACUAAGUAUGCCACAUAAUCCCGUAUAUUCUAGAAGAUGAGACAAAAUGGGUCCACUUGGAGAGAGAGACCCUCGAAAACAUCCCCACAACAGCAUACCCAUUUCUGGUUGUUGAAUGACCAGCAGGGCAUCAUCAGAAGAUCUUAAAGGUUGGCUUGGUCUGUACCAAAAGAGACAGUGAUGGUUUUCCUCUCAUAUUUUUGUGGUCCAUGGGUGCCACUCACUGUGGGGCUCAUCUUCAACCUUCAAACACAGGGAAGACCUUAGCUUUCAAGCCAUUAGGUAAUGCUACCCAAAUGAACGUCAGUUGUUUUCCCCUACCACCUUGAACACCAUCUAAAAUUACCGUCCAACUUUGCUAAUGGAAAACUAUUGUGUUUCUCUUUACUUUGUUCUUUUAAUAAGUAACUUGUGUUUUGUGCUUAAGGAGGUAGAUAGAUCCCUGCUACCAUAACUGCUGGACUUUGUUUUCAGAAUUGGAAUCAGCCAUUGUUUUUCCAUACAAUCCUAGGUGUAACCCAAGACCUGGGAGAAACUAAGCCAAUCAAUUUUGAAAUCUUCUUUCCUAUCUAUAGUCCAGCCUCUGUAUCCAUGAACCCAUCCAUCUUAAUGUAGAACGCCAGAGCAGCUAAGAGCCUUGAAAUGGACUUUGCUGCCAACUGCCUCUCCCUUUAUGUCACUGUAGUAGACAGCUGUGCAUGUAUAACUACCCCCCCCCCUCCACUUUGUGCCUGGACUCCUCAAUUCUUUGAAGCUCUUGCAUAUCUCACCCUAGUUCUGGGUGCCAGUGAUAACUGGGUGGCCCUGUGUCCUUGGCAGUCAACGUGCUACAGUGCCUACAUUGCAUCAGUCAAGAAUGAGAAGGCAUCAGUUGAGAGCCAGUGUGGUGUAGUGGUUAAGAGCGGUAGACUCGUAAUCUGGGAAGCCGGGUUAGCGUCUCUGCUCCUCCACAUGCAGCUGCUGGGUGACCUUGGGCUAGUCACACUUCUUUGAAGUCUCUCAGCCCCACUCACCUCACAGGGUGUCUGUUGUGGGGAAGGAGGGGAAAGGAGAUUGUUAGCCACUUUGAGACUCCUUCGGGUAGUGAUAAAGCGGGAUAUCAAAUCCAAACUCUUCUUCUUCUUCUUAAAGCCCAGCACGUUUUGCUGUGAAGCCACUUUACAAUGCUCAGAACACUUCAUUGCUGUAAGGAAGGUUGGUUGAUACUGUAUGGUAUAGAUUAGAAUGAGAUUGGCUUGCUGAAAACCCCAUUGAGUCUACAGGCAUUGUUAAGUCUUGCAUUUCCAUCAACCCCUCUCUCUUUCCUUCAAGGGCCUUAGUAAUGACAGCUGUAGUUAACUGUUUCCUCUGAAGAGUUAACAAGGUAGAACUGUAUGGAAGCUUCUAUCUUUCAGUAGCCUCCCAGUGAAGAAGCUGAGAUUUAGCCUUACCAAGUCUAAUAAUCAGACAAAAUUUUGGUAAUUAGUUUAAAUAAAUAAAGCUACCCCCAGUAUGUAUACUAGGGUACUAAGAUACCCACCCACUUAGACAGCCCUGAAAGUGGAUUAUGCCCACGAAGGCCUAAACUUGCCUAACCUUCCCCAGGUUAUGAGUCUAUAUCAGGGAUGGCUAAUUUGUUGCCUUCCAGAUAUUAGACUCCCAACUCCCAUCAUCCCCAGCCAGCAUGGCCUAUGAUAACGGGUGAUGGGAGUUGUAGUCCAGCAACAUCUGGAGGGCCAUGGGUUCCACAUCCCUGGUCUAGACUAAUGAAGCCCCAGCAAGGCUUCCCUUCCCAUGCUAAAAAGGGCAGCUGUGGAAAUCCAGAUUCAGGAAAGCAGCUACAGCAAAGGCCCUCCAGAGCCAUAUUAUUUUGGAAAUGGCAAUCCUGAGCUUAGCCUCAUCUCCUUCCUGACCUGUUGAGAGCAAAACCUGCACACAAUUAACAAACACUGAUUUCUUGUGGUGUUUCAUUCCAGUUGGUCUUGCUCAGUAUAUACCAGGGGUGGCCAACUCCCAAGAGACUGCGAUCUACUCACAGUUAAAAACUGGCAGUGAUCUACCCCCUUUUGGGGGGUUCAGGUCAAAGUUGUUGAGCUUUUUUUAGGAAGGAGGAAGGCCUAUUUUGGGGGGUUUCGGGUCAAAGUUUUUUCAGGGAGGAGGCGAAAUGUUGAGCUUUUUUAGGAGAGCCACAGUUGUUCAGCUUCUUUGGGGGGAGCCAAUGAUCUACCAGUGAUCUACCUGUUGGUCAUGCCUGGUUUACUGCUUUCUUUACAUCCUCUAAAUACUUUUCCUUGAUUACUGAGCUAUUUGUGUAUAACUUUGAAACCGCCUUGCAUUUCUUGUGUGUUACCAGUUUUAUUGCACUAAUUUUGAGUGUGCAUAUUCUCCCUCUGUUUUUAAUACAUUAAUCCUGACACUAUGGUUUUGGACAGUUUUUGUAUUGAAACAAAAUGAAAAGUUGUGAUAAAAUAAGUAUCUUAAAAUAUUCAUUAUACUUUCUCAUUAGCUGUUUUCCUGUUGCAU